This is a messenger RNA of Anopheles stephensi (Asian malaria mosquito), 2738 nucleotides long. It is a transcript of the gene stas, whose product is annotated as transmembrane protein 41 homolog. Gene Ontology annotation, cellular component: endoplasmic reticulum membrane. Lineage: Eukaryota; Metazoa; Arthropoda; Insecta; Diptera; Culicidae. The record is from RefSeq and is a predicted model, not a curated record. The transcript has 4 exons. The coding region runs from base 525 to 1433 and encodes 302 amino acids.
AGCUGUCAAGUUCAGUUUACCUUUCUGGAUGCAUGUGGCUAUGGCUUCAGUUGUGUGCCAUUGUUUCUGCUCUGUUUUCUGGCCUUAAAUUUUACGCGUUCUAACUUUACACGGCGAGUGUGUGGUGACUAGGCGAGGAAACGAUUAGUUUCAAUAGUGCAGGAAACAGCGGCAGAAUUCUGCAAUCAAUUCCGUACCGCAUUCGAUUCGCUUCGCUGCCAUUGCCCAACUAGGCCCGGCUAUCAACACAACGCGAGAGCUGUGCAAAGAAGCUGGUGGAAGCCAAACACGCCGAACCAAUCGUCGUUUCGAUCCGAUAGCAUCGGAAGGCAGUAACGUAUCGGUUGUACCCGAAUAAAAACUUGACCAGUUCCGGGGAGGAUUGCGCCGCGGGCAGAGCACGCCAGAUAUUACAGCAGAACGGCUAGAUUUGUCGUGGAACCAGCUGAGCCAACAAAUGCCAAUUGAUAUUGCCUCGGCCGAAGAACGCACCAGCAUUGGAGCUUAGGUGGCAGGAAGCCAGAAUGGCACCGGAUGCGAUCGGGACGGCACUGUACAGUGACAACAAUAAUCAGCACGAGAAGCUGCAACAGAGUCCGGGUAUGAUGAACGGUUCACCGAAAACGGAAAAAUCGCGCCUGGUUCCAAAUGGCAGUGUGCCGCACGCUACCACGAAACCGCAUCCGGCGGACGAGGAUCGAUCUGCUCGACAAUCGCUCAUCAUUCUGGCGGCCAUAUUCUUCACCAGCCUGUUUGCGAUGUUGUAUGUGUACGCAAUGUUUCCCGAGCUGGAAGAGUCGGAAAAACAAUAUCUCAAGGUGCCGUUCGAUAUAGAGGAUGCGAAGCAGCUGGGACGGGUGCUCGAUCGCUACAAAGAUCUGUACACUGUGGAGGUGAUGUUUGGCAUCAUACUGGUGUACAUAUUUCUUCAAACGUUUGCCAUUCCGGGUUCGUUGUUCCUAUCGAUAUUGAGCGGCUUCCUGUACAGUUUCCCGGUCGCCCUCACACUCGUCUGCUUCUGUUCGGCGCUCGGAGCGACCCUGUGCUAUCUACUGUCGCAGCUGGUUGGCCGGCGGCUGGUAAAGUACUACUUUCCCGAGCGGGCCCACCACUGGGCAGCUCAGGUCGACCGGCACCGUGACGAUCUGCUUAGCUACAUGCUGUUCCUGCGCAUGACACCGUUCCUACCGAACUGGUUCAUCAACCUAGUCGCGCCGGUGAUCGGUGUACCGCUGUACCCGUUCGCGCUCGGCACAUUCCUUGGCGUCGCGCCACCCUCCUUCAUUGCCAUCCAGGCAGGGAAAACGCUGUACAAGAUGACCAGCUCGAGCGACGCGUUCAGCUGGGGUUCGAUCGCAAUGUUGGCCGCGUUCUCUGUCGUAGCGCUCGUGCCGGUUAUCUUUAAGCGUUACUUUAAGGCAAAGAUUGACUAGAGCGUGAGGGUUAGCGAAAGGAUUUGAUGUAUGUAUUACUGCAUUACUAAAACUGCGGGGUUGGGACAAGCUAAAUUCUUGCACGACCUGUAAAACGGGGCCUAUGCCGAUAGCUUAAUAGCUGUAGCCAAAGAGAGAGGGAGAAAAAAAACACCUAAACACAGAUACAGACAACUAAAUUAAGGUAAGGAAAACAGUGCAUGCGCGUGUGCGGGUUUUUGGUUCAACACGAGUUAUUCCUAUUAAUGCUACUGACGAUAUCAUGAUAGCCAUCCUUGCAUAGAUUGAUCACCCAAACUGCAAACCACCAACCCAUGGGGAAAUCUUGCAAAGUUUUAUUUUUCCAUGCGGAGAUAUAGUAUAGGAGGUAAGGUAUGAUUAUGAAUCGCGUUGGCAAUGAACAGGCGAGACUAGCUUACAAUCUAAACAGAGACCAGAACCGAACGGCAGUCAAAAUAUCAGCACCAUGCGUAGACCAACCAGAUCAAAUGUAGGGUUCCAAAAAGGCAAAGAACAUUACUUUCACCUUCUUCUUCUUCGUAUCUCGAAAGGUCUCCGUUUGACACUUUCUGGCUUCCUGUGUAACUUCAUGUUACCGGUAGCUUGAUGCCGGAGAUUUUACCCAGUCCUGCUGUGUGAAUGCCGAUCAUUACUACCUUGGGAUAGAAAAACUUUCAAAAUCGAUUGGUGCACGAGACCAAUUGUCUGGCACACGGUCAAGUAGCACGGGUUGUAAACCCAGACCGAGUUAUACAAAAAAUAACGGUCAAACGAGUAGUCAGACAGGUUAGUAAUUCGAGGUAAUGGUUUGGGCAAAUAAAUCCUUUGUGAAAAUGAACGCAGCAAAACCGAGACGUGGCAAUGAAGGGACAAAAAAAGCUAGUGUCGCUACUAAUUAGGAACACGAGUAAGAUAAAAUUGAACGCAACGGCAUGUGACAACAAAACAAAAAGCUCACUUUCAAACAAGUCAUUGAAAACAAGUCUAUUGGCUUUCGGCGGUGGGAUAAUAGUCACGCGCUUCGAAUUAGUGAUUAGGUAGAUGAUAAUUUAUUUCAUAGUAGCCGAUACAAAAAACUGCAACAACAAAAAAAACAUUUCUGUGGAAGUUAAGGUACGGCAGACCGGGGUGGAAAAUUGGGACAAGCGCGCAGAGAGAGAGAGACAACAGGUAUUCAAGGAUAAUUUUCCUAUGUGUCCAAAAUUAGGGAGUUGGCGUUCCCAUUUUUCAUUUCGUCGUACCAUUCGUAAUAAAUGAACCGGAUACGAUUUAACCCGUACCAAAAAGCAGAGGCAUGCUAGCAAA